Mesorhabditis spiculigera is the source of this 2820-nucleotide messenger RNA. The record is from the annotation of a GenBank genome assembly. Lineage: Eukaryota; Metazoa; Nematoda; Chromadorea; Rhabditida; Rhabditidae.
AUGGUCACGAUUGCCGGGGUUAAAAUGAGCCGAUCUCGCGCGCACCGCGCAUCGGCAUGCCUCUGUGAAAUGUAUAAUUGGUCGAUCGUGUCGGGCAGACCGCGCGCUCUUUAUGCCCCAUGCAUCGAAGCCGCCCAGCACAACCCGGCGCAAUUCGGCAUUUCUUCCGAGGAACUUCGCCCGCUGCUCGUCACCCUGGCCAGUAUCGAUGCUCAGUUGAUGCACGGGGAUGCCCUCAGGAAUUGCUACGAGCAAAGUUUCGGCGAGCUGGACGAUGACCAGAAAUUCCGGGACCUGAUGAAGGCGACGAUUCUGGAGAUGUAUACCCAGUGGGAGGGGACGGCUGCUUCCGACCAGCCUGACAAGCGCCAACUGACCGCGCUGACCUGCUUGGCCGUGUUCUACCACAUCCACUUCGGCGGCAAAGACAAGAAGGUCGUCAAGACGCUGUGGAAUAGUCAUAAAAAGAUUGUCACGUAUCAUCUGGUGGGCGACAUCGUCUGGCUGCCCUGCUCCUUCAUGUUGCGCGAGAUUGCCGAACUUGGCGGGCUUGUAGACAAGAAGAGCGUGCAAUUUGUGCUCGGCACAAAACAGCAAUUGUUCGACGACCAGAGCCCGGCGAUGAUCAACGAGGCGCAUGCGUUUGCUGGAGAAGCCGAGCAGUGGCUGGCCACAUUUAGGCUCCAACUCGGCGUCCACGGGAAGAACGUGGAAAGGACGGCAACGGACUGUCUGAAGCAAGCUGAUCAGGUUUUAAGGGGUGCCCGCCUGUGCGACUCUAUGGUGCGCCUCCUGAAGACCGUCGUCCACAGCGACUCCCGCGAGCGAAGACUCGCCAAAAGCGACGCCAUCAAGAUCUUUGAGGUCGUCUACAGCAUCAAGUCCCUAGCCCGCUUCUUCGCCGUCCACUGGUCGGCCAUCAAGGAGAUUUGCCAGAUGGCAGCUCAUCAAUACAGGCUGAACGCGCUGCUGCUGAUCGACAAAGCGAGGGCGAACUGUCGAGAAACCGGGAAAAUGGAGAGAUUGGCCGCGUGGAAUGUUGCUGCUGAGGCGCUGCUGAGUACAGAUAGUCGCACUCGGCUCCUCAUCGCCGGCGUGUCGUUUGAGAUGGGGGUGUACAAAAAAACAUUGCGCAGCGUCGAAGCCACCCAACUGGAGCAGCUGAUGAACCGGAUGGACACGCUGGGCAGGCCGAGGAAGCUGCUGCACAGGGUAACGGACUGCUCGUUCCUCUUCUGGGAAUGGUCCCUUUUCGACAUUUAUUUCGAUGGGAUCACCGAACAAAUGCCGACAAGAAGAGAAAUUGAGGGGAUCUUUGCCGCCCUUUCGGAUUGUGCUGCCCUGGCUGGGAAGGCCGCCCAUCUACCGGAACGGCAACUACUCGCCCGAUUCCAAUCUCAUAUUUAUAAUGCUGUGCAGAAGGGCCUCCUCUACGCGAUGUGUGGUGAUAUCGAGAAUGACUUGCGCGUGCUCAUCCACAAGCAUCUGGCCGUCGGCGAGCAGGACAAGUUGCAGCCGCAGAAAUUUGUCUUUUAUCAGGAGCUACUCAAGAAGCCAAGGCUCAGACUCUACGACCGUGUGAUCGACGUAAAAGAAUUCGUCGAGCGAUACCUGGAGCGCACGUUCUACAACUUGACCGUGGUCGCGCUGCACGACCGACACACGUACACGAGGAUGGCCGGGUUGGCCGAGUCGCGCUACGGGUUGCAACUUGUUGACGGUCAUCUACCGUACUUUAACCUGGGCCAAGGGCUGGACGUCAUCGCCGUCGUGCGAAAUUUGGGCACUUUUGUGACGGGCUACAACUACAGCUUGAAUCAGCAGAUUUUCAUCGAAAAGGAGUCCACCUCGCGCUCCCUGCGCACGUUGACCGCGCAGCACGCGGCGAACUCGCUACGCUCACACGGUACCGGCGUGCUGAAUACGGCUGUCAACAUCACCUAUCAGCUGUUGAGGAAAAAGAUGGGCAUCGUCUCCCAAUUCUUGGCCGAAGAGCACAUCCGCGCGCAACUGCAGCGUGAGGUCCGGCACUUUGAGGAGAAUGCGGAGAGUCUACAGCGCAUGUAUCCCGUCAAACGGGCCGAGAAGUUCAACAGGUCGAUCGCGCAGCUGGGGAUGGAGGAGGAGGAGUCAUAUCUUGACAAAUUUCGGCAGGUCGUCACCCAGAUCGGCAACGCCCUCGGCCUCGUCAGGACCUUGAGCACUGCCGCGGCGCUAGUCGCCUCCCAGGCUAAGCAGAGCGACGUCGAGGAGCCGGAGGAAACCCGCGCCGAGGAUCCGACCACCGUGACUCCUGAUAUUCUGGGAGUGGUGAAGGAGCUGCUCACGCAAGUUCGAGACCAGACCGGGAAGAAUAGGAGCUACAAGACGAUGCUAAUCGACGUCUUCCGCACCGGAUUUGCGGACGAGACCAAGUACAGCCACCUGGAGAACUUCUUUGCGGUGAUUCCGUCCUUAUCGGUUAACUACGUGGAGCACAUGUUGACAAACCGGGAAAGACUGCGAAAACGUUCACAGCAGGGCAAAGAAAUUACAUUUACGGAUGAUGGCUUUGUGAUGGGAAUCGCCUAUCUAACCACCGUCUUCGGGCAGUGGCGCCAGGUGUCGGCACUCAAUUGGUUUACCUCAGUCUUGAAGCGAUGCAAAGAUGAGCGCGAGAAGAUGGCGUCUGGAGACGGAGAGUCAGAUUCCGGGGGAGUUCGGGCUCUUAGGGCACAACGGUUGACGAGUUAUGAGAAGGAAUUCAAACUGCUGGCCUACACCCUACAAUCUGCCCGAAUUUUCUACUUCUCCGACGCUGACGACCAGCAUUUGGUGACG